AUGACCUUGACCGUGUUCAACACCGGCGCCAGCGACCUGGUCCGGGCCAAGUACCGGGUGGACCGGCAAAUUUGGUGUCGCUUCUGCGGCGUGUCGGUGGCCAACAACCGGGCCCAGCGGCAGGCGCACGAAUCCAGCAAGACGCACCAGCGCAAUCGCGAGCGCUUCAUCGCCGACAUCGGCCGGGAGCGGGAUGCCGGCGAGCGUGAGGCCCGGUCGCUGGACCGGGAGCUGGCCCAGAUGCGGCAGAAUGCCCUCGGCCAGCUGGCCAGCGACCGGGGCGCGGCCGCCGCGCAGGCGGUCUCGCACGGCCUGCGAGCGCAGCGCGCGGCGGCCGUCAUGGCCGGCGCGCGCGACGACCCCGCCGCCCCCUCGUCGGCGUACCAUGCGUCCAUCUAUGGCGGGCAGCGGGCCGACGCCGGCGGCCCGCCGGCCGAGGGGCCGGGCUACGCGGACUUCUGGCAGCUGGCGCCGCCGUCGGCCGAGGAGCACGAGCCCCACCAGCCGGGCGAGCCCAGCGGCGACGAGCUGCCGCCCAUGCCGGAGGGCGAGGAUGCCGGGCCGGGCCCGGCCGCCGGGGCCCCGGUCGACUCGAACACCGGGAUUGGCGCCUGGCAGGUGGUCGAGGACCCGGAGGAGCUGGCCAGCGCCUUCGGGUCGGACCGGCGGCGGCCAGGCCGUGGCCCUGGCCCCGGGGCCGCCAUCCACAGCGACGAGGACGCCAGCGACCCGGAGCAGCCGGCCGACGAUGAGGGCGGCCUGUCGGCGGCCACGGCCCGGGGGUUCCGCUUCGAGGACCGGAGCCUGGCCAGGCCGGCGGCCGGCCCCGGGCGCGCCCAGCGCACGGCCGACCUGGAGGAUGACAUUGAGGCGGCCCUGCGGCAGGUGGCGGCCACGGCGGCGGCCGGGCGCGCGGCCUCGGCCGGGCUCCUGGCCCCGGCCGUGGUUUCGGCCCCUGCCGCCGCCCCGGGGCCCGGCGCCGGGGACGCCGGCGCCGCGCCGGCCAGCCGCUCGGGCGGCCUCUUCCGGAAACGCAAGGGGGCCUCGUCCAUCGGGGCGAGCGACUCGAAGCGCGGCAAGUUCUAG
Messenger RNA from Fonticula alba, 1086 nucleotides. RefSeq lists its product as hypothetical. Gene Ontology annotation, cellular component: precatalytic spliceosome. Lineage: Eukaryota; Rotosphaerida; Fonticulaceae. Gene Ontology annotation, biological process: mRNA splicing, via spliceosome. Bases 1 to 1086 code for a protein of 361 amino acids. The record is from RefSeq and is a predicted model, not a curated record. Gene Ontology annotation, molecular function: RNA binding; zinc ion binding. The transcript is spliced from 2 exons.